This is a messenger RNA of Sphaerulina musiva SO2202, 3022 nucleotides long. RefSeq lists its product as uncharacterized. Bases 463 to 2532 code for a protein of 689 amino acids. The transcript has a single exon. NCBI's taxonomy places the organism in Eukaryota, Fungi, Ascomycota, Dothideomycetes, Mycosphaerellales, Mycosphaerellaceae. The record is from RefSeq and is a predicted model, not a curated record.
ACUACCGUCACCUACACCGACACCACUCCGAACACGCAUCCUCUGCAACCCCCCGCCAUCACCCCUCGCCGUCUCUCUCUCACUGUCGAGCGCAUCUGCUGGUUGUCACCGAGGACUGGCGUCGGGUACGAAGGAAUGGGCGAGUGACGAGGACGCAGACAGCAUCCGAGAGCUGAGAUGGGCCAAGGAGCCUCACGACAAUCCGCUGAGCAGACGACGACCUCCACCGCCAGUGCCCAGCGGAGCACCGCAGAAGAGUCGGUCGACCAUGACGGUCUACUUCAGAACAUAUCCCGGCGACGGCGGCGGCGAGCGGAUACCAACCGCCUUUCUCAGUUGUUGCGCUCUGGCGACGACGACUCCGCCGAGAGCAUGCAAUCGCCGCUGCCAGCUGACUCGGCCAUCCAUGUGCCCAGUCGAAGUGGGACUCUAGCACGACGGACUCGUUCGCGUUUCCAUGAAAUGCUACAUCGGAACAGCAGCGCUGCUCCGCGCGACUUCUUCUCACAGACUUUCCACCGAGCGCAGUACACACGAAGCGUUGCUCAUGACAGCCAUCACGACAGCCACCACGACGAGCCUAACGAUUUCUUUGAGCCGCCCCGGCUGCCUUCCAUAGACACUUCUAUGACCUUCGAAGAUGAUGCGACGUUCGAACCACAUGUCGAGCCGGUGCCGUCGAGCAGCAGAAGCGAGGCGUCGUGGAAUCGUGUUCCUGGUCGACGCUUACACUUUCGACCGGACCGACCGCUACGACAGUUCACCUCCUCACUCCGACGACGCCGAUCACCCGGACCCCCCUCGUCCGUGUCAGGCAUGCGGCCAGGCCGGAGCGAAGAUCAGGCGGCGAUGCUCAGCAGGCUGCUGAGUGUGGCGGCUGCAGCUACGGCGGCAACACUCAUGGGCGAUGACCACAAUGCACUGCGCGAGGCAAGAAGCUUGACGGGAAGCACUGGGUUGGGCGAUCUAGGUGGCAACGGGGAAGAUGGCAGCUUCGACGGCUUCCUGCGCGCUCUACAGAAUGGCCGAAUAGCGUCUGCAUUGCGACAGGGUAGCGGAGAGGGUGACGGAGAGUCAGGUACUCCUGGAGCACCUCUCAACUUCUUCCGUAUGUUCCGGUUCGGUGCAUCCGAGCCUGCAGAACCAAUGGUGGGCGCCAACGGACAGCCUGGGGAGAGUGAAGGACGGAUGGUGCCAAUCAUCAUAGUAGGUAUUCGGUCGAUCUCUCCCAACUCCAGCUCAGGCACCGGCUCGCCGAGCGAGGAUCUGCCUCCAUUCAUCGAUGCGCUCGGCAACUUUCCAUCGCCUCUACCAGCACACGCGCUCGGCACACACGGCCACGACAGCAUUGACUCAAUACUACGGCCGCCGCAAAAUGGCACAUCCUUCAGGCACCGAAGAAGAGCCAGUAUGGGUGGCUUUGGCAUGGGUAGGAGUAGAUUGAGUGACAGAAUGGACGAUCAGCGAGAUCACCGCUCCCCCGACAGACUCGAGAGGAGAAGACAACGGCCGUGGAGUGUCGCAAGCUCGAGUUCAAAUAACCUGGAACCGAGACCACCGCCAGUCACCCCUGCAAGCGCCACUCCAGAGCUCAGCCGCAUGUCCAGCAGAAACAGCACUCCCAGUCGAUCAAGACCAACCUCACUCGUGGCCAAUAGCAUGCGAGAUUUCGAAAUGUCUUCUCGGCGAAACAGCACUUUGCACAGAUCCGUUGCGAGCCCGCUCAGCUCCCACACCGAAGAGACCUCUUCGAUACGCUCGACACACUCUGGCACAGGUCUCCUAGGCGAUUCCGAGCCAUAUCGGAUCCAUCGUCGAUCAGACACAGCACCGAACAUACACUACCCUCGGUUCGCCUCUGGCCAUCCCCGCCGCAAUGGGGUCGUCGAGCCGGACAACAUGCCAUCCCUCUCGCGUACAUCCACUGGUGGCUCUGAUGGGACCAAUGAACACCGUCACAGUAAUAGCGACUCUCGCAGCUGGAUCAUCUACGUCCUCGGCGGCUCCUACCCAGAAAAUCACCCCAUUCUCACCACACCUAGUCUCUUCACGGAAAACCCCACCUACGAGGACAUGAUGCUGCUCUCUGCCCUGCUCGGACCCGCCAAGGCGCCCGUUGCGACCGAGGACGAUGUCCAGAGCGCUGGAGGCGUCUACAACAUCGAGACUGCCGGCAUGCCGGAAGAUGCUGCCAAGACGGCACAGCUGGUUGCUACGGCUGUCGAAGGUGGUGAGCAGGUCAUGCUCGAUGCCGACCAGCGCUGCCUGGUUUGCUUGUGUGAUUUCGAACUCAAGGACGUUGCACGCAAACUGGUCAAGUGCAACCAUUUGUUUCACAAGGAGUGUAUUGACCAGUGGCUGACGACGGGUCGGAACUCGUGCCCGCUGUGUCGCGAGACGGGUGUCGAUGUGGUCAAGGGCGAGAUGGACAAUGAAGACGAAAUUUCUGCUUCGGCCACCGCAGGCCAGUCCACGUUGAGUGGUGAAGCUGCUGCUGGUGCGCAAGGAGUCCCAGAACUGGAUGGCUCCUAGGAUGAGCGCACUUUUACAGACCGGGGGCAACGAUUGAUGGCUUUGUGCGGCACCAUGCAUUUCGAAGAUACCCGAUGAUUCGCUAGAAUUGAGGAUACGAUGGAGAGGUGUCACAGACAGUUUUGUUCUGUUUUCUUUUCUUUUCUUUUCUUCUCCUUUUUCUCCCUUUCUUUCUUUCUGUUUUCCCCUUCUGGGAAUCACUGCAUGGCGUUGGACUUCGGAUGGACGGGGACAUGGUUACAGGGCGCAAAAUGGGUUAGCGAGACGUGUGUUUUCUCGCAGCCGGUCUGGGUGCGCUUUCAUGGCGGCCAACAUGGACCGGUAGGGUACAGGAGGGAGGCAGACUUCUAGUAUAAUAGCGGAGCGAGGUCCUACUCUUCCUCACGAUGUCACGAAAAAUGCUUCGAGAAUGGAGCUGCAUACAUAGCAUCGAGACGCAGCAUCGCGGACUAUUGCAUGCAUGACAUAAUGGCUUCUAUGCGAUCCCAAU